Chinchilla lanigera (long-tailed chinchilla) is the source of this 3742-nucleotide messenger RNA. It is a transcript of the gene Fbxl21, whose product is annotated as F-box and leucine-rich repeat protein 21. The coding region runs from base 2106 to 3410 and encodes 434 amino acids. The transcript is spliced from 7 exons. The record is from RefSeq and is a predicted model, not a curated record. Gene Ontology annotation, biological process: G2/M transition of mitotic cell cycle; entrainment of circadian clock by photoperiod; regulation of cell cycle. NCBI's taxonomy places the organism in Eukaryota, Metazoa, Chordata, Mammalia, Rodentia, Chinchillidae. Gene Ontology annotation, molecular function: protein binding. Gene Ontology annotation, cellular component: nucleus; SCF ubiquitin ligase complex; cytosol.
UGCCUUAAUUAAAAAUAAACAUAACCUGUUCUGAAAUAAAAAGCUUUCAGUUUAAGUAAAUGUAUCUUAAUAUCAGAGAGAGGGUUGAGAAACUAGAAAAUUGCUAAUUACUUAUACAAAUGUGAAAAUACCAAAAAGGUAGGAGGCGCUGUCUUAGGAAAGAAUCGAGUGAUAUCUGUAUUCCUUAUCUUUUCUCUCCUUGACUCUGUUUUAUUUGAUUUGGGUAUUUUUCAAAAACUAUAGCUUUUAGACUUAGAAGGAAACUUGGAGGUCGUGUCAGCUGCACAGAACAGAAACCUUUUUGACAGCAUUGAAACAAAUCGUGUUUUGUCCUAGGCUUGGAUUAUAUUUAGUGGAAGAAGGUAUUGCUCCUUGACACAACUGAUUCUUUUGCUAAAAGGCUGUGUGUUUUAAAGCACUAUAUUGGAGAAGAAGUCUCCAGCCUUCUUUCUAGGAUAUGCCUCUCCCGGUAUUGCACCAGUGCCUGUGAUUCUUGACCCCUUAGCAGUCUGCUUUUCCAGCAUGCCACUUUAGUAAGUAGAUUAAAUAAUGGACAUUUGAUAAUCAUUUGUUCAUUUUCUUCUUGCUGCUUCUAACGAAUUUAUCUAGGCUAUUGAGCUAGUGUUGAAUCUUUAUUCUGUUAUGUGUAGUAUUUACACAUUAUCUCUGUUGUUAGGAAAAUUGAAAAUUUUAGCGUUGUUAAGUACCUUUUGUGAGAAGCACUUGGUGAUGGUUCAUAAGACAGUUGCUUCAGUUGCUGCUCCUGGUUGGUUUUGAAUGUUCUAACAGGCUACCAUCUGCUUGGUGAUCAUUCUCUCUUGUCUGUGGGAGAUUUCUUAGACACUUGUAGAGAACCUGAUUCACAUGGUCACCUGAUAUACCAUGUUAGUAAACAAAUCAAAAAAGAAUUCGGGCAUAGCUGUUAAGUGAACGUGAGUUAUCACCAUUUUCUAUAUGCCAGGAAGCGUGGUUCAUGCUCUAGAAUUGUGCUAAGUAUCCAACUCACUUAUUGUUCUCUUUUCAGAAGUGUGGUUUAUAAUUUUGUUACAGGAAUAUCAGAACCUCCAAAUAUGAUGUAAGGGAAAUACUAUAACUCUCAACCUGUGAGAUGUCUGAUACACCAAGCUUGUGUUUUCUAGAAAUCAAACAAUGAAUUCUAGGAACAAUGAGUUAAGAGUAAGGAGGUAUUUAUUGAGAGAGAGAUAUAGCUCCUGAGAGGCAGGAGGGGGCCCAAUUGGGUUGCCCAAGGAUCCGACUGUGUAUAGAUAUUCUGUAGAGCAAAACCCACAUGGGUACAAUGUGGGUUACAGCUAUGCUCACUCAAUAAGAUUGUAAGUGUAGCUGCUUAGGUAAUAUUGAUCCAGUGGGGAAGCAAGGCAUGUAUUGAGUGCACAUGGAAAGAUCCAAGAACUUCUAGGAAAUGAUAAGUCCAGAGGUCUUGGUCACCCACUGGGAUAGCUGAUGUCUGUCUAGGCUUCAUUGGGCCUGGUGUCAGUCCUUCGAGGAAGAAUGCAAGCCUGGUUGUUUCCUCUUUAUCUUGAGGCCUGAUCUCCAACAGAUGUGUCUCUGGCCACAGUUGAGAUGUGUCUCACCUUUGUCCUGGCUCUCUUGAGGGCCCAGCCCUAUCUGACUGCCCGUAAUAUUUCUACCUAGCUUAGCUGUCUCUAAUAAUUUGACAAGGCCUUAUAUUCUGAUUUUGACUUCUGCCCACCUUCAUAAUUCCAGAUAGUAACUCUAAGGCAGCAGUCAACUUCCUUCAGUAACCAGGGAAGUAAUCCAUCUGACCCUGAGGACUACUGACCUGAUCUGAGAUAGGUAUUAGUACACCAUCAGUCUCAGCAAGUGAAGUCAGAUGGAUGUUGGUGAGUACCUUGUGGCAGCAGUUGCUUCAUUUCAUUGGGUCAGAGUGAACUGUAACUUGGAAGCCUUCUUUCGUUUUCCAUACUUUAAAGAUGACUUUCCAUUCUAUUCGGUGACUUCAUAAGUCAGUCCUGCUUCUGGGAUUCAACUCUAUAUUGUGGUUAAGAAAUGUUUCGCAUCAGACAGAGUGAAUCACAAGACAGAUAUAUUUACAUAUUAAAUAAGUAUUUCAUUAGAUUUGAAGAAUGAAGAGGAGUGAUUGCUCUGUUGUGAAUACAGUUAUCCAGUCAUCACCAGCAGUGAAACAGCUCAGACUUGGGUUCUGCCCGUCCCUGGAGCAGACUCACAUGCACACUGUUCUCCAGGACUGGGGGAGUUUGCCUCACCAUGUGGUAUUACGAAUUUUUCAGUAUCUUCCUUUAAUAGAUCGGGCCCGAGCAUCUUCUGUGUGUAGAAGGUGGAAUGAAGUGUUUCAUAUUCCUGACCUCUGGAGAAAGUUUGAAUUUGAACUGAACCAGUCGGCUACUUCAUAUUUUAAGUCUACUCAUCCUGAUCUCAUUCAGCAGAUCAUUAAAAAGCAUGCUGCACAUCUUCAGUAUGUCAGCUUCAAGGUUGAUAGUAGUACUGAAUCAGCAGAAACUGCUUGUGAUAUACUUUCUCAGCUGGUAAAUUGUUCCAUCCAGACUUUGGGACUGAUUUCAACAGCCAAGCCAAGUUUUAUGAAUGUGUCUAAGUCUCAUUUUGUGUCAGCACUUACAGUUGUGUUCAUCAACUCAAAGUCAUUAUCAUCAAUCAAAAUUGAAGACACACCAGUGGAUGACCCUUCACUGAAGAUCCUCGUGGCCAAUAAUAGCGACACUCUAAGACUCCUAAAAAUGAGUAGCUGUCCUCAUGUUUCAUCUGAUGGAAUCCUUUGUGUGGCUGACCACUGUCAAGGCCUUAAAGAGCUGGCCUUGAAUUACUACAUUCUAAGUGAUGAACUCCUCCUAGCACUUUCAAGUGAGACUCAUGUUAAUCUUGAACAUCUUCGAAUUGAUGUUGUAAGCGAAAAUCCUGGACAGAUGGAAUUUCAUUCUAUUAAAAAACGCAGCUGGGAUGCACUGAUUAAACACUCCCCAGGAGUUAAUGUUGUUAUGUACUUCUUUUUAUAUGAGGAAGAAUUUGAGACAUUCUUCAAAGAAGAAACUCCUGUUACUCACCUUUAUUUUGGUCGCUCAGUAAGCAAAGCAGUUCUGAGACGGAUAGGUCAUAACUGCCCACGACUGAUAGAGUUAGUGGUGUGUGCUAAUGGCCUUCAGCCUCUUGACAGUGAACUUAUUUGUAUUGCUGAACACUGUAAGAACUUAACAGCCUUGGGCCUCAGUGAAUGUGAAGUUAGCUGCAGUGCGUUCAUUGAGUUUGUAAGACUCUGUGGAAGAAGGCUAACCCAGCUCUCUAUCAUGGAAGAAGUUCUGGUCCCGGAUGACAGUUAUAACCUAGAAGAAAUUCACACUGAGGUCUCCAAAUACCUGGGAAGGGUGUGGUUCCCCGAGGUGAUGCCUGUCUGGUAACCAGCUGCCAACGAUUCUGAACUACUUUUUUUUUUCCUCCUUAAGAUUAGCUGCUUUCUACCUAUGCAAAUGUAAAUUUUAUGAUACCUUGCUGAAAUAUUUUAGGAUAAAUGUUUUAUUGUUUAUAAAGUGUCUUAAUGCAUGGCUGCAGAAUAUUUUGAAAAAGUGUAAGAAAUUUGAAUAGCCAGAAAUCUAUUAGUGUGGCGCAGACAGUAUGUUAGAUUAGAUGGUUGAUAGACUGAAAACUCCAGAUGGUCUCUCAGCAGAUUCCUCAGCCUUCUGUAAAGGUAUAUUUCGGCUUACUAAAUAAAUGUAUAACUUGGAUCCCUUAA